AUGCGGCCGAGGGUCCGCAUGAGGGUGUCACGCGCGUCAAAAUCACCUGAGCAAAGACCGAGCCCACCCAAGCCGGAGCCCGACCAGCUCACCGAACCUGCUACAAUUAGCUACGGCUACCCUCCUGCGGCCCAUCAGGCUGUCGCGUCAAGUUAUGAUACAGGCUAUACCAGCAAUGACAGCAUGAUCGGCCCCUGCCACCCCUCGUCGUACGCGGCCGACUACCUGCGACCACCACUGCUCAAAGCUCCGUCAUGGAGUUCCUACGGGUCGUCCAUAACGCCUCGCAGUCCCACUGCCAUUCACCACGCAGUGAUAACGCGCCCAAGCAUCACGACUCUGCCCAUGCCGACGUCGAGUGCACCGCAGCUGAUCCAGACCUGCACAAUACAGACGUCCGGAUCCUCCAGUCCCGCGCAGAUGAACCCGUACGCCAUGUACUCGGCCAAGGCGAACCUCAAGAUCAACGGCGACCUGGAGGCGAUGGCAAGCAACUGGACACAGGAGGAGUGGGAGAACCAAAGGCGCAUAGUCAUGUUCAACAAGAAGCAGCAGGGCUCAAUACUGUCAACAAGCUUCAAGCCCGUCACCAAGAACGAGUGUUAUGUGACCAGUGUCGACACCAUCUUGCUGUUAGAGCAGCUCGUGGCGUCUCCCGCGAGGUUCAUGGUGGAAGAGAAGAACCGGAUACGGCGCAACCUGGAGGGAUUCCGGCCCCUGACGGUGAGUAAGGCCAAGGCGGACAGUGAAGAGGUGUUCAAGAUCAUCAUGGCAUUUCCAAAUCCGAAGCCGCGCAAUAUCGAGAGGGACGUCAAGUCCGCAUCGCCUGCUUCGCAGCUCCCUUCAGGCCCGGGACCGACCAUGCUCACACCUCUCAACAGAACAAGCCCAGGACUCUAUGCAAUGCCCCAUACCCCAACAGUAUCCGACGGCGGAGGGUACUCUCACAACGACUCGCACACGACGGCAUCGCCGCGCUCGCUUUCAGGCGCUCCCCCUAGCUGGGCGGCCUACGCCGGACGUAUCCUCUCCCCGAGUCUCAAGACCCAUUCACCGCAGGCAGGGAUCAUGAUUCCUGGCAUACCUUCCUACGGGCAGGCAGACGCGAGACAGCACUCGACACAUCACUACGGCCUGGCACCGCAUAGCCAGCGGUGGGACUCGGCAGUCGCGAAUGGGUAUGGCGAUGCUUCUGCGUCGCCUGUGUACACGAGCCACCACCAUAAACACCAAAGUCAUGUGUAA
Molecule: messenger RNA, 1245 nt
Organism: Anthostomella pinea
Lineage: Eukaryota; Fungi; Ascomycota; Sordariomycetes; Xylariales; Xylariaceae
Source: the annotation of a GenBank genome assembly